GCGAGGAUCGCUCGGGGAAUUCUGACGGAGGCUGCCAAGCGCGAGCCUGCGGAGGGAGGUGACUGGCUGUUUCCGUUGUUGGCUUCUCCCGGCAGUUUGUUCUCAGGUUCCUUCAUAAAAUGAUUUGCCGUCUCCUGGAUUGCUCUUCCAAAACAGAAAAUGAGCUGCAUAUUGAAGACAAUGUCUGGAAGCUUCUACUUUGUAAUUGUGGGCCACCAUGAUAAUCCAGUUUUUGAAAUGGAAUUUUUGCCAGCUGGAAAAGCAGAAUCCAAAGAUGAUCACCGUCAUCUGAACCAGUUCAUAGCUCAUGCUGCUCUUGACCUCGUAGAUGAGAACAUGUGGCUAUCCAACAACAUGUACUUGAAAACUGUGGACAAGUUCAAUGAGUGGUUUGUUUCGGCGUUUGUUACUGCAGGUCAUAUGAGAUUUAUUAUGCUUCAUGAUAUAAGGCAAGAAGAUGGAAUAAAGAACUUCUUUACUGAUGUCUAUGACUUAUACAUAAAGUUUGCAAUGAAUCCAUUUUAUGAACCCAAUUCUCCUAUUCGAUCAAGCGCAUUUGACAGAAAAGUUCAGUUUCUUGGGAAGAAACACCUUUUAAGUUGAAUGCGGAAAAAACUGGAAAUAAACAAUGUCACUACAAUGGGGUAUUCUCAGGAAUGUGUAUGUUGUAAGUAACUUGACUGAAUUGCCUGGAAAAGUUUUACUUGUAGUCUAAAUUUAUCUAAACCUAAUGAAAUUCCUUGUAUUAUUUCAAAACAGUACAUUCAAUUUCUUAUGAUUAUCAACAGAUCAAUAUUUGCUCGUGAACAGUGUUACUUAUAAACUCUUUAGAACCUUGAAAAUAUCUUUAUUCUAAAAGUUAAGAAUGAGCUUUUGACUUUACUCAUUCAGGUAGCUUGAUCUUGAUGUCACAAUUCAAAACCAAAUGUCACUAUCAAGAUUUUGGUAGAUUUAAAACUAAAAGUUUCAGGGGCGCCUGGGUGGCACAGCGGUUGGGCGUCUGCCUUCGGCUCAGGGCGUGAUCCUGGCGUUAUGUAUGGGAUCAAGCCCCACAUCAGGCUCUUCUGCUGUGAGCCUGCUUCUUCCUCUCCCAUUCCCCCUGCUUGUGUUCCCUCUCUCACUGGCUGUCUCUAUCUCUGCCAAAUAAAUAAAUAAAAUCUUUAAAAAAUUAAAUAAAAUAAAACUAAAAGUUUCUGCAGUAGGGAAUGAAGUUGGUAGCAUGUACAUAGGCUUCUAUACAUCUAGAGAUAUUGUUAUAAACCAUGUACGCAGUAUACAUAGCACUCCCCAAGGAGCCGAAGCAAACAGCUUUUGCAGUACCAAAUGCCACAGGCCUGCCUCUGUCAAAGUGAUUCUACUAUAAAUCGAGAAUCCUGGAUCCACGUUUGUAAAAUGGGAGGCUGGGACCAAAGUGACAGGUUAUGUUCUUGUAUUGAUUGCCUUUCCCUCUGACAGUAAACUAAAGUAAGUGAACCUGUUCAUAGUUAUACUAGUAGAAAGUUGUAAUUCUGGAGUUGUAAACAAAGAAAAGUUUCUAUUACAUUAACAUUUGCAUUCUUAGCCUUUUUAGGCUGUACACCAAGGGGGUGGGGAGUGGUCUGUAACAAGUGGGAUCUUACUGUAAACUAGUAAAUGUCCAUUUAAAAACAAGUACUACAACCAGAUAUUUUCUGUGCUAAUUGUGAGCACUUAAUUUUGUUCCAUCGUUAAUAACUUGAGCAAGUAGUUCUAAGUUUGGUCUCAUACCCUUGUGUGCCAUCUAUUUAUUUGACUUCUUAAAUAAAGAUGUUUGUCCAAGAUUG
This is a messenger RNA of Ailuropoda melanoleuca (giant panda), 1802 nucleotides long. RefSeq names its product trafficking protein particle complex subunit 2 (gene TRAPPC2). Lineage: Eukaryota; Metazoa; Chordata; Mammalia; Carnivora; Ursidae. The coding region runs from base 160 to 603 and encodes 147 amino acids. The transcript is spliced from 6 exons. Gene Ontology annotation, biological process: endoplasmic reticulum to Golgi vesicle-mediated transport. The record is from RefSeq and is a predicted model, not a curated record.